GCAGCAACCAACACAUUUCUGACAGGCGCCAUUUUCAUACAUCCUAAGACAUCGGAACACGCUACCCACCCUCAUCUUCCUCUUCCUACCUUCCACAAUCAAAAUUAAUCCCAAACAUAUUAUCAUAAGAAGAAGGUGUUUUAAUUAAUAAAUAUAUAUAUAUAUAUAUAUCGAGAAAUAAUCAAUUAAGAAUGUCGUCGAAAAGGUCGUCGAUGAACAGAAACAGGCGUCGAUUCAGCGACGACCAGAUAAGGUCCCUGGAGACAACCUUCGAGAGCGAGUCCCGACCGGAGCUCCGGCUGAAACAGCACCUGGCCAACAAGCUGGGGCUCCAGCCCCGCCAGGUGGCUAUAUGGUUCCAGAACAAACGUGCCCGAUCCAAAUCGAAGCACAUCGAGGGUCAGUACACUCUCCUCAAAGCCAAUUACGACAACCUCGCCCAACAGUUCGACGCCCUCCGACAAGAGAACCAAACCCUUCUCCUCCAGCUUCAGAGGCUGAGGAAGAUGGCAGAGUGCAAGAAGGAAGUGGUCGGAAUUAUGGAGGAGGACUUCAAAAAUAAUAAUAAUAAUAAUAAUAAUAAUAAUAAUGAUUAUAAUAGUGAUGAUGGGAAGGGGAGAUUUUGUGGGGAUCGUUGCGGCCACGCGCCGCCGUGCAGCGAGGAGGAGUACCGCCAGCUGGAGGAGGAAGCCGACGUGUUCGACAUGGUGCGAAUGGCGUCGCCGGAGAAUGGCUGCAGCUUUGAGUCCGCCACAUUUCUUGAUCACACUUCGCACUUGUGGGACUUUUAGCUUUUUUCUAAUUUAAUUUUAAAUUAAUUUCACACACACAGACACAUAAUAUAUAUAUAUGUAUUUUAUGUAUGUAUAGUUGUGUGGUUAUUUCUGUUGGUCAGUAAUAUUGAAUGGAGGCAGAGGAGAGCAGGGGAGUAGAGCUAUAGAGUUGUAAGUAAAUACUGUCGUACAUAGUAUUACCCUUACAGCAUAUAUUUAUUUAUUUUAUUAUUUAUAUAAAAUUUUGUUGGUUGAAGUUUCAGAUUUAAUAGUUUAAAUAA
Messenger RNA from Andrographis paniculata, 1054 nucleotides. Its product is annotated as homeobox-leucine zipper protein ATHB-12-like. Gene Ontology annotation, biological process: positive regulation of DNA-templated transcription. Gene Ontology annotation, cellular component: nucleus. The transcript is spliced from 2 exons. The coding region runs from base 192 to 791 and encodes 199 amino acids. The record is from RefSeq and is a predicted model, not a curated record. Lineage: Eukaryota; Viridiplantae; Streptophyta; Magnoliopsida; Lamiales; Acanthaceae. Gene Ontology annotation, molecular function: sequence-specific DNA binding; DNA-binding transcription factor activity, RNA polymerase II-specific.